GUUAAGGGGCGACUGGCCGCGGGCUGUAGCUCUGAGACCGGCUCGCUAGCGGCGCCGCGGGAGAGGCGCGUGUCGUCCUCUCACUGGCGCAGUCUCCGCCGCUGUCGCCACGUUCCGCCCCGCCCAGGCGUUGUCGUAGGCGCUGUAGUGGACGGAGCGCGGCCCGGGCAUGGGGGACGCGAGCGCCGCGCGUGUGGCGGCUGCGCGGCGGGUGACAGGGCUUUGCUAUAAAAUGGGAAUUCUGAUUGCCUUCGCUGGAUUAUGGCUACUCUCCUCAGUAAAGGCAGAUUCAAAAGCUAUUACAACCUCUCUCACAACCAAGUGGUUCUCUUCCCCACUCUUAUUAGAAGCCAGUGAGUUUUUAGCUGAAGACAGUGAAGAGAAAUUUUGGAAUUUUGUAGAAGCCAGUCAAAAUAUUGGAUCAUCAGAUCAUCACGGUACUGAUUUUUCCUAUUAUCAUGCAAUAUUGGAAGCUGCAUUUCAGUUUCUAUCACCUCUACAGCAGAACUUGUUGAAAUUUUGUCUGUCUCUUCGUUCCUACUCAGCUACAAUUCAAGCCUUCCAGCAGAUAGCAGCUGAUGAACCUCCACCAGAAGGAUGUAGUUCAUUUUUUUCAGUUCAUGGAGAGAAGUCUUGUGAUUUUGAUAAUCUAGAAACUCUUCUACUAACAGCAUCUGAAAGACCCAAACCUUUACUCUUCAAAGGAGAUCAUAGAUACCGCUCAUCUAAUCCUGAGAGCCCCAUUGUGAUUUUCUACUCUGAGAUUGGCUAUGAAGAAUUUUCUAGUUACCAUCAACAACUUAUAUCAAAAAGCAAUGCAGGCAAAAUCAAUUAUGUAUUCAGACAUUAUAUAUCUAAUCCCAAGAAGGAACCAGUUUACCUCUCUGGCUAUGGUGUGGAACUGGCCAUUAAGAGCACUGAAUACAAGGCCAAGGAUGAUACUCAGGUGAAAGGAACAGAAGUGAAUACCACAGUAAUUGGUGAAAAUGAUCCUAUUGAUGAAGUUCAGGGAUUCCUCUUUGGAAAAUUAAGGGAUCUGCAUCCUAUCUUGAAGGAACAGUUGAAAGAACUUAGAAAGCAUCUUGUGGAAAGCACCAAUGAAAUGGCACCUUUGAAAGUUUGGCAAUUGCAAGAUCUCAGUUUCCAGACUGCUGCCCGAAUCUUGGCUGCUCCUGUGGAAUUGGCUUUAGUGGUUAUGAAGGAUCUUAGUCAGAACUUUCCUACCAAAGCCAGGGCCAUAACAAAAACAGCUGUGAGUUCAGAACUUCGAACUGAAGUAGAAGAGAAUCAGAAGUAUUUCAAGGGAACCUUAGGAUUACAGCCUGGAGAUUCAGCUCUGUUUAUCAAUGGACUUCAUAUUGAUUUAGAUACACAGGAUAUAUUCAGUUUGUUUGAUGUAUUGAGGAAUGAAGCCCGGGUAAUGGAGGGUCUGCACAGACUAGGUAUAGAAGGCCUUUCUUUGCACAAUAUUCUGAAACUGAACAUCCAACCUUCUGAGGCAGACUAUGCAGUAGAUAUCAGGAGUCCUGCUAUUUCCUGGGUUAACAACUUGGAGACUGAUAGCAGAUAUAAUGCAUGGCCUUCUAGUCUACAAGAAUUGCUACGACCCACCUUUCCUGGUGUUAUCCGGCAGAUCCGAAAAAACUUGCACAACAUGGUUUUCAUAGUUGAUCCUGCACAUGAGAGCACAUCAGAGUUGAUGAACACAGCAGAGAUGUUCCUUAGUAAUCAUAUACCACUAAGAAUUGGUUUUAUAUUUGUGGUUGAUGACUCUGAAGAUGUUGAUGGGAUGCAAGAUGCUGGAGUGGCUGUUCUUAGAGCGUAUAAUUACAUUGUUCAAGAAAAGGAUUGUUAUCAUGCCUUCCAGACUCUAACACAUAUCUAUAACAAAGUGAGAACUGGAGAAAAAGUAAAGGUUGAGCAUGUGGUCAGUGUCCUGGAGAAGAAAUAUCCAUAUGUAGAAGUUAACAGCAUUUUGGGCAUUGAUUCUGCUUAUGAUCAGAAUCGGAAGGAAGCUAAAGGCUACUAUGAGCAGACUGGUGUUGGUCCACUGCCUAUAGUUCUCUUCAAUGGGAUGCCCUUUGAGAAGGAACAGCUAGAUCCUGAUGAGUUGGAAACAAUCACAAUGCACAAAAUUUUGGAGACGACUACUUUCUUCCAAAGAGUGGUAUACUUGGGUGAACUCUCUCAUGAUCAAGAUGUGGUAGAAUAUAUCAUGAAUCAGCCAAAUGUUGUUCCACGAAUCAAUUCUAGGAUUUUGACAGCUGAGCGAGAGUACCUGGAUUUAACAGCAAGUAAUAACUUCUUUGUGGAUGAUUAUGCUCGAUUUUCUGUCUUGGAUUCCCAAGGCAAGACUGCUGCUUUAGCUAACAGUAUGAACUAUCUUACAAAGAAAGGAAUGUCCUCCAAGGAAAUCUAUGAUGAUACUUUUAUUAGGCCAGUAACUUUUUGGAUUGUUGGUGAUUUUGAUAGUCCUUCUGGACGGCAGUUACUCUAUGAUGCUAUUAAACAUCAGAAAUCCAGUAACAAUGUAAGGAUAAGUGUGAUCAACAAUCCAAGCCAAGAGAUAAAUAAUGAGAACACCAGGAUCUUCAGAGCAAUCUGGGCAGCUCUCCAAACACAAACUUCCAACUCAGCAAAGAACUUCAUCACCAAAAUGGCCAAAGAGGAGACUGCAGAGGCCCUGGCUGCUGGAGCCGACAUUAGGGAGUUCUCUGUUGGGGGCAUGGAUUUCAGUAUUUUUAAAGAGGUCUUUGAGUCUUCCAGUAUGGAUUUCAUUUUGUCUCAUGCCGUGUACUGCAGGGAUGUUCUGAAGCUGAAGAAGGGACAGAGGGCAGUGAUCAGCAAUGGAAGGAUCAUUGGGCCACUGGAGGAUAGUGAGCUUUUUAAUCAAGACGAUUUCCACCUUCUAGAAAAUAUCAUCUUGAAAACUUCAGGACAGAAAAUAAAGUCUCAUAUUCAACAACUUCGGGUAGAUGAAGAUGUGGCAAGUGACUUGGUAAUGAAGGUGGAUGCUCUCUUGUCAGCUCAACCUAAAGGAGAUGCGAGGAUUGAAUACCAGUUUUUUGAAGAUAGACACAGUGCAAUUAAGCUGAGGCCCAGGGAAGGAGAAACAUACUUUGAUGUUGUGGCUGUCAUUGACCCUGUCACCAGAGAAGCACAGAGACUUGCCCCGUUGCUCUUGGUUUUGACUCAGCUGAUAAACAUGAAUCUAAGAGUAUUUAUGAACUGCCAGUCUAAACUUUCGGACAUGCCUUUAAAAAGCUUUUACCGUUAUGUCUUAGAACCUGAGAUUUCUUUCACCUCAGACAAUAAGUUUGCUAAGGGUCCAAUAGCAAAAUUUUUGGAUAUGCCACAAUCUCCACUGUUCACUCUGAAUUUGAACACACCUGAAAGUUGGAUGGUAGAAUCUGUCAGAACACCAUAUGAUCUUGAUAAUAUUUACUUAGAAGAGGUGGACAACAUAGUAGCUGCUGAGUAUGAGCUGGAGUACUUACUACUGGAAGGUCAUUGUUAUGACAUCACCACAGGCCAACCCCCACGCGGACUGCAGUUUACUUUAGGAACAUCAGCCAAUCCUGUCAUCGUGGACACAAUUGUUAUGGCCAACCUGGGCUACUUUCAGCUAAAAGCCAACCCAGGAGCUUGGAUCCUCAGACUAAGGAAAGGGCGCUCUGAAGAUAUUUAUAGAAUCUACAGCCAUGAUGGUACAGACUCUCCACCUGAUGCUGAGGAGGUUGUUGUUAUACUCAAUAACUUUAAAAGCAAAAUUAUCAAAGUGAAGGUACAGAAGAAGGCAGACAUGGCAAAUGAAGACUUGCUGAGUGAUGGAACAAAUGAGAAUGAAUCUGGAUUUUGGGACUCUUUCAAAUGGGGCUUUUCAGGAGGACAGAAGACUGAAGAAGCAAAACAAGAUAAAGAUGAUAUAAUUAAUAUAUUCUCUGUUGCGUCUGGUCAUCUCUACGAACGAUUUCUUCGCAUAAUGAUGCUAUCAGUACUGAAGAAUACUAAGACUCCUGUGAAAUUCUGGUUCCUGAAGAAUUACUUGUCCCCCACAUUUAAGGAGUUUAUACCUUACAUGGCAAGUGAAUACAACUUCCAAUACGAGCUUGUUCAGUACAAAUGGCCCCGGUGGCUUCACCAGCAGACUGAAAAGCAGCGCAUCAUCUGGGGCUACAAGAUCCUCUUCCUGGAUGUGCUCUUCCCACUAGUUGUUGACAAAUUCCUAUUUGUGGAUGCUGACCAGAUUGUACGGACAGAUCUGAAAGAGUUAAGAGAUUUCAAUCUGGAUGGUGCCCCCUAUGGUUAUACUCCUUUCUGUGACAGCAGAAAAGAGAUGGAUGGCUACCGCUUCUGGAAGUCUGGGUACUGGGCCAGCCAUUUAGCUGGACGGAAGUAUCAUAUCAGUGCACUAUAUGUCGUGGAUCUGAAGAAGUUUAGGAAAAUAGCUGCUGGUGACAGACUCAGGGGACAGUACCAAGGACUGAGUCAGGAUCCCAAUAGCCUUUCAAAUCUUGACCAAGAUCUGCCCAACAACAUGAUCCAUCAGGUGCCAAUCAAAUCUCUCCCUCAAGAAUGGCUUUGGUGUGAAACAUGGUGUGAUGACGCAUCUAAGAAGAGAGCAAAGACAAUCGAUUUGUGUAAUAAUCCAAUGACCAAAGAGCCCAAGUUGGAAGCUGCUGUGCGAAUUGUUCCAGAGUGGCAGGACUAUGACCAAGAGAUCAAACAGCUACAGACUCGCUUUCAGAAGGAGAAAAAGACAGGAACACUCUAUAAGGAAAAGACAAAAGAGCCAAGCCAAAAAGGAUCUCAGAAACGUGAAGAAUUAUGAUCCCUGGAAGGAGAUAGGAAUGACACCAUUUGAAAAAGUUUUAUACUAAAUGCUAGUUUUUGUUUUUUUUCUGAUCUGUCUAUACAACUGCUGAUGAACUGACUGAGCAGGUGUGCCACACCUCUUGAUUCUGAGCAUUGAUUUGACUUCUACACACCAUAGGCGCUGGAACUUUGGGGCUAAGGCUCUGCUAGAUUUGUACCUCAGAAGAAGUGGCUGAUAUUUUGGGACUCUGUAAAGAGCAAGGAAACAAAAAGAGCAAUCUGUUGCCAUAUGGAGAAAUGACAGCAGCAACUGGAAGAAGCAGAGUCCUUUGUGCCCACACACAUGCUGUGCUGUCCUGGGAAGCAGGCUGGGAGCCGCCACAUGCUUCCUUACCUCAGUUUACUGCACUGGGUCUGGGUCAGGCUCGCAGAAGCUUCAUCCAUGCUCUGGUGCCUGGAGGUAGAUGCCAACAUGCUUCUCAUGUCCUCAGACUCACUCUCUUCCCAGGCCUGUUUGCUUUUUGAUUGAACCCCGGUCAGUAGUCACAGGUCUUCAGGGUUGACUUGAUACCGUGACUAAGCAAAUUAAUUUAGGGCUGGGUUGGGAAAGGUAGGGAAAACUAGACAUUGGUCGUUCUCCUUUAUGAACCACCAGUACCAUUGUGGCUAAUUCAAAAGGAAAACAUAUUCCUUUUCCCUAUCUAGUCCCAGGGAACUUUCUAGGUAAUUAUUUUGUAAACAAUUUUUGUAUUUAUGAAAGUCUUUACUUUUUCUUCUCACUUUCUAAAAAGAAAAAAAAAAGAUCUUAUCAAUUUUUUGACUGGGCACAGCCAUACUAAGCUCCUCUAGUGAUCCAGCUAUGAAGGCUCAGGCAUUAGGCUCUUUGGUUGAUUGUUACAUCACUUGCCCCUUUCAAAGCUUUGCAGGUUUUUUUUCCCUCAGACACAAAUUUUCCUCUACAAAAAGUACCCAGAUUAGG
Messenger RNA from Perognathus longimembris pacificus (Pacific pocket mouse), 5794 nucleotides. RefSeq names its product UDP-glucose glycoprotein glucosyltransferase 1 (gene Uggt1). The record is from RefSeq and is a predicted model, not a curated record. Gene Ontology annotation, cellular component: endoplasmic reticulum. Bases 170 to 4831 code for a protein of 1553 amino acids. Lineage: Eukaryota; Metazoa; Chordata; Mammalia; Rodentia; Heteromyidae. The transcript is spliced from 41 exons. Gene Ontology annotation, molecular function: UDP-glucose:glycoprotein glucosyltransferase activity.